UCAUCAUUCCUUAGCUGGCGCUGAAUGGGGAGAGAGAGGAGAGCGUUCCCUCUAGCUAGGGCGCUUGCUUUGAUCUGUAGAUGGUGGGAGGUAUUUCGUGCAAGUAAGAGAAAAACUAAGGGAUUAACAAUUCGGUCUGGUCCUGCGGGCUGUGCAGCGGCGUGUUUCCAAAUUGAGUUGCCUUGGGUUUAUGCGUCAGUAGCUUCAGGAUGGCUCGCCUGGGCACCCGGCUUAUGCACCACAUGGACGAUCUAUUGCAGCUCAUACAGUUCAACAGCAGCAUUGAACUAGACUACCUUCAGAUUGUACGGUGUCUUGAGGGGAUGCGCCAACGCUGCUGCCGAUUGGGCCAUGACUUGACGGGAGCAAGAGAACAGCUGCGCAAGUCAGAGUUUGAGCGUUCUGUGCUUGAGGUGAAGCUGAAACAUGCCCGCAACCAGGUGGAGGUGGAGAUGAAGAAAAGGCACCAGGCAGAAGCGGAACUAGAGAAGCAGGACCGCAAGCUGAAGCUUAUCUAUGACUACCUGAUGGCUGAUCCACAUCUCAGUCCUCUCACUGAGGACCAGUGCUCAGCCCUGGCUGCUCUUGAUGGGCGAUGUUUCGGCCGCAGCACCCUGCUGCCUGGCAAGCGAUUGUCUGUGGUGGAAGAACUUGGCACCUCCUUCAUAUCUGACAUCAGUUUUGACCCUUCAGAUGAUGACGUGGUUCUGGAUAUGACAAGACCCAUCAAAGGCAGAGACAGGGGGCGCACCUCACUGACCCCUUUGAUCCAGCCAGUAGUCGCAGCCAAGCGUGUGCGUCCAUCAGUAGCACCUACUCCCAGACCUUGCCAGUCCAGUGAGAUGUCUUUGGCCCCAAGAUCUGCUGAGAGCAAGGGUGCCAUCCACAGCUUGCCCCCUCUUACCGUGGUGCCACGUCGCAGAUCCCAGCAGAGCAAUUGCAUCUCGACAUUCACAGAUGUCACUACCAUCUGGGGCAGCAGUGGGGAAUCGGGUGGACGUAGCAGCCGAUGUGAGAGUGACCCUAUCGGCACAGAGGUUGGAGAAGAACUGAGAGAUGUCCAGGAUCCCUUUUCCUCUCCCUCUCCUCACCAGAGAAUGCCACCACUGCAAUCCCACCACUUUACCUCCAAAACAGUAAUCCGUCUGGAGUCCUGUGCAGUUUGCAGAUCUCGCCUGCGCUUUGGGAAGGUGGCACUUAAAUGUCGCCCCUGCCAGCUUCUCAUACACCCCGAGUGCAAAGACCGCUGCUCCUCUCUGUGCAUCCCAGGUGCCCACCCCAGAGUUAGAGAUGGAACCCUGGCUGACUUUGCACCCUCCACACCACCUCUGGUGCCCCACAUAGUGGUUCAGUGUGUGAAUCAAGUGGAAAAACGUGGUUUGCAAGAGACUGGGCUCUACAGAGUGCCAGGUGCAGAGCAUCUUGUGCGUGAAUGGAAACACAAACUGCUUCAUGCCCAAGGAGCCAUUCCUUCACUGGAUGACGUGACUGAUGUGAAUGUGAUCUGUGGCAUUCUCAAGGACUUUCUGAGAGGCCUGAAGGAACCACUAGUGACCUUCUGCCUGCACUCCGCCUUCCUGCAUGCUGCAGACAUUCCAGAUGAGUCUGCCCGCCACACUGCCCUCUGCCAUGUUUUGAUGAAGCUGCCUCUGGCCAAUAGACAUACGCUAGCUUUUCUCAUGCUUCACCUGCACAGGGUUAUGGCGAGCCCUGAGUGUCGAAUGGACCGGCAUAACCUGUCACGUGUCUUUGGACCAACACUAGUUGGGCACAGUACUCCCAAACCCACCCCAUUCACCAUCAUGGAAGACACACCCCGUCAAUGCCAGGUGGUUGCCAGUCUCUUAACAUUGCCCCUUGGAUUUUGGAAACGCUUUGUGGGAGAGGAGCAGGAAAAUCUGGUGCCAUCAGUGCAACCGCACCAUGCACUGAAUGAGCAAGAGCGGCUCUUCCGUCCCCUCACUUCCCCGAAAAUCAACACCAUCCAGAUGAGCCCAGGAAGUGGUGGCCUCCCCAGUAAGCAACAUGCUUGCACUAGCACCACCUACCCAUCCUUGAAUGUUACCCACACAAAGAAGACUGGCAGAUUAUUCCCUUUCCCAACAUAAGGAAGCUACUCUGUGUGACCACCUGUACCACCUGCUGAGGAAGGAUAGGCUCAUUUCUUGCUGUGAUGCUCCAGCUUUCUUGUGGCCCUGCCAAGCAAUCUUACUUGCCACUCAAGGCUUGGCUUCUCACAGUUCAUGGGAGGAUUCUUUACCUUUGGCUUCGUCCUUAAGGGUGGUUGGCACUCUGGGGGCUGUCUCCAUGAGUAUCACUUACAGACCCUCUCCUCUCUGACUGGAGUUUUUCAGAAGAGAGGCAGUUCUUUCCUUCCUUCCCCUUUCGUAUUGCUGGACUUGUGGGUGGGAUGAAGAGGUCCUGGCUUCCUCUGUUUAUAGGAUGCAGCCAGGUACAUGUAUGCAUGAGGGUGAAAGUUAGGCUGGUGGGCAAAAGCCAUAAUAACUUCUGUACCUUCUGGGAGGUGAGGUUUCAUUACCGAUUACAUCUAUAUGGCAGAGAUCAGUGGUGGCUGAAAUGGUGGAUGGUUUAAAGAAAGAAUUGGUUGGUAGAGCCAUUGGAGGACUAUUGGAGCAAUGACCUUUCCUCCACCCACCCAUCCCCAGUCUUGUUUUGAAUGCAGCAGGCAAUAGUGAUUGCUCUUGGGCCCUGGCCCUUCAAUGGAGAGGAAACUAUAUCCUUGACUCUGUCCUUGGUGCUAGUCAAAUCACUUACCUUUCCAAGUGGUAGCUUCUUUAGUGGCAGGAAUGCCAAAGCCGGAACAGAGAGUUCCUCAGAGGUAUUUACUAGUCUAGGAGGGUGGAACUGUCACUGUGUUCAUCUCUGUAACUGCUGUACCUCUUAUGAUGAUCCAUUUGGGCUAUCGGGGUUUGUGAAUGUGCUGGCCUACAACACCGGGGCAGCCAACUUAAGGUGCCUGGCUGCUGCUGGACUACAGCUUCCACUAUCAAUAGCUGGAGAACUUCAGGUUGGCCACCCCUGCACAACAUGCUUAAUAUCUUUCAUCUGGAAACACCUUGGGAGUAAUGGCUGUGCCAUGAUUUGCUCAUGUGUCAUUCUGAAGUGUGGUGACUUGCACGAAGGACAUGCGGAGUUCAAAGGCUUCAUUCUACCAGAAUGUAUUGUUUGGAACUAAAUUCAUGUUGAGCUUCAGGAAGUCAGGACUCGACUCAAUACAUCCUUUCAUGACCAUGUAUCAAAGGGUACUGUAAUCUAAAUGCUGCAAGAGUUGCUUACCUCCAAUAUUCCCCUGAGAUUAAAUUGGGUGCAUCUGUACCCUUGAAGGAUAGUGACAAGUGAAGAAGGAUGGAAAGGUAUAAGGUUGUGUUCAUUUUAUUCUGCCCUCUUCAAUUCUGUGUUCAGUCUCCUCCCUUUCUCUCACUCUUCUGGGGCUCUAGCCCCUGGAGGACCGCACUCCUCUUGGAAGUACUCAAAACUGGUAAAAGUAUUUGCUGAGGUUUUUUAUUCUGUGCUCUUAACAAAUGCUUCCUCCUUGAGACCUCCCAGCUGAAUGGAAGGAUUUGUAGAGGGAGCUACUAGUUAUUGAGAGUUCCAAUGUGUCAACCUUUCAUGGAACCAUCAUACCUACUGAAACUGCUGAAGCUUUUGGCUAUUUUCAAGAUGGGCUGGGGCUGUGACUUCCAAAUGGCUGACAAAGCACCAUGAAUAGGUUGUGAGGGUCCCAGAUGGUGGUAGCUAUUGAUGCUUGGCAUGAUAAUCUCAAAGGUCAUCUUAUUUUUAUUUUUUUAAUGUCCCAACCAAAAUCCCCUUGUUGGUUUUUUUGAUAAGCAUACUUGGGAAUUCUUGAACAAGGGCCUGUAGCUUUACUUAGUAGCUGUGUUUGGGCCUGUUUUUAAUAACGAUAAAAGCCACUGGUAUGCAACUAACUUACAUGUGGAGCAAUUGGCAGCUGCUGCCCACCUCCAAAGAUCACACAACACCCAGCCUGUGCAAAAUGGGCUCCUUCCUUCCCUUAUCCUCAAAUUGUAUUCCUACUUCACUCCCUGGAAUAAUCCCCUCACGUGGGAUUAUUCUUUACCAACUUGUAAUAUGUACAUUUGUCUUUAGUGUGAACAUUUAUUACAAAAAAUAAAAGAGCAACAAAAGAAGCUGUA
Molecule: messenger RNA, 4175 nt
Organism: Hemicordylus capensis (graceful crag lizard)
Lineage: Eukaryota; Metazoa; Chordata; Lepidosauria; Squamata; Cordylidae
Product: rac GTPase-activating protein 1-like
Exons: 17
Coding region: 210-2108 (632 amino acids)
Biological process (GO): signal transduction
Source: RefSeq, a predicted model, not a curated record